This is a messenger RNA of Amphimedon queenslandica, 575 nucleotides long. Its product is annotated as transcription initiation factor TFIID subunit 1-like. The transcript has 8 exons. NCBI's taxonomy places the organism in Eukaryota, Metazoa, Porifera, Demospongiae, Haplosclerida, Niphatidae. Bases 85 to 537 code for a protein of 150 amino acids. Gene Ontology annotation, biological process: transcription by RNA polymerase II; RNA polymerase II preinitiation complex assembly. The record is from RefSeq and is a predicted model, not a curated record. Gene Ontology annotation, cellular component: transcription factor TFIID complex. Gene Ontology annotation, molecular function: TBP-class protein binding; RNA polymerase II general transcription initiation factor activity; histone acetyltransferase activity.
UCAGCUAUUAGGCAGUUGGACAGAGCUGAAGAGAGAGCUAAACAAAAGCCUCAGAAACCAAAAAAGAAUAAAGAAUUCACUGCCAUGCAUUUAACAUGUAGUGCUUGUGGUCAGAAAGGUCACAUGAAAACUAAUAAAAACUGUCCAAAAUACAAGAAUCAACCUGUUCAGGUUGCUCCUACCAAUGACGAGUUAGCAGCUGCUACCAGUGAGGUACCACUGGUCCAAGAUGACCUUGUUAAAGUGGAAGGGACUAAAGUUGUACUUAAGAAAGAUUUACUUGAACAUGCUGAAGAUGUUAGGAGAAGAUCGUUAGUACUGAAAUUCCCUAAAGAAAAGAUUCGUAAAAGAAAGAAGCAAGGAGAUGAACAAUUAGAUUAUUUAGAGAAAAAAGCUAAAGCUGGAAAGAGAAGACGGACCAACCCAGAGGUGCCAUUUGCUGCUGCUUUAGAGAAGAUUGUUAAUAAACUGAGUGCUGUCCAAGAGUAUUGGCCUUUUUGUAAACCAGUUUCUUCAAAAGACGUGCCUACAAUUUGAUAAAGUUUUCAAUGAACCUUCAGACCAUGAAAGAUGUA